AUUAUCAAAGAUCUCAAAAUCAUUGAUUUUAGUUUACCGGUAUUUUAAAAGCACUUUUAUGGAUUUCCCAUUUAUAUAUUUUGUUUUAACGAGUUCUGAGUGAUGGAAACAAAUAAUUUAAGUACACCUAAACUUAGAGCUAGAAUUAGUGCAACAUCCACAGUUGAUAGACCAAAAAUAAGAAAGAAUUAUGUAAAAAACGAGGAGACAUUACUCGUGGACAAAUCCUCGGCAAACAGCGAAGUCUUUGCUUACGAAGUAUCUGAAAUCAAUCUAAGCCACGAUUUAGAAAAUCAAAGGAAAUUAGCGAGUAGCUCAUUGUAUCGAGCAUCUAAAUUUGGUGCCAUACCAUCACCACUAUUGAGACCAAAUCUAGCUUACACACAAACUAAUACACAAAUUCAGUAUGACAGUACCAUUAAUGAAAGUGACCUGAUUCAAACUCCCAAGAAUACCUCAACUCCACGUUCUUCAGUUAUAAAUGACUUUAAAACUGAUUCUGUCAAGUUUCGGGAAUCUAUAGCCCAGUUCACUAAAAUGUUAGAGUCAAAUGUUAGUAUAGAUAGUGUAGUUGAAGAAUUUAAGAAACUUUCAUCUGCCACAAAAAUUGAAAGUGAAAUCACAGCUGAUAGUGAAAUGUUUAUGCCUGCAGAAGAAGCAAAUUCUAAAUUAUUAGCAGAUGAAAUGUCAUGGAAAAGAAAACAUGAUAUUCCUGCCAGUAUGAAUUACUCAUCGUUUCGUGAGAGUGUUGGAGUACCCUCUAUAUCUGUUGGAGAAUAUUUUCAACAAAAAUCAGAUAACAUAUCAUAUAUCCAGGAAGCCAUUAGCCCUGAAAAGCCAUCAAAGAUUAGUGCAUUGGUUGAUUUAUCCCAUGAUCUAUCUACCAACUCAAAUACUGGCAUGGUUAAGACUAAAAGUCUGAGUAUUAGUGCAAUCAGACAACUUCUUGCAGAGACGGAAGAUUCACCUAUGAAAGUCAUAAACUAUUUGUCAAAUAAAAUGAAAAAUAAAUCUGAAAAUGUUAUUACCAAUUUGGAUAACAAAUUAGAAGAAACAGUAAGCCUUCCAGUCAGUAAGAAUUCUUCUUAUACAAGUGCAUUUUCUGAAAAUGAAGCAUUGAAUGCUCUUGAAACCAAUAAAGAAAAUAUUAAGCCACCAUGUACCGACAAAACACUAGAAGAUGCACAUCAGGAACUACAUUUAUUGAGAUUACCUAGCAGAAGUUCAAGCUCCCUUACCAACUUGCCUGAUGGUAAACUCCCCAUCGAGAGUACAAAGAGUGAGCUUGUAUGGGGAUGUGUUAAAGUUGACAGAUAUGUAACUAAGGAAUUUUUAUUACGGAAUAGAACCUCUAAGACUAUACGUUUACAGUGCUUUUUAUCAACAUAUGAAUUUAAGAUUAGAAAGGACAAUAGAAUAGAUGCGGAAAUCCCAAAUGGUUACAAAUUUUUACUUCAUGGGCAUGAAUCCAGGCAAAUAAUGAUUUCUUUUACACCAACAAAAGUGGGUGGAGCAAUAGAUGAGUUAUGUUUUACACCUCUAGAUUCAAAUCUAAUUCAAACUAAGAAGCAAUGUAUAAGAUUGUUUGGAUAUGGAGGUUACACAAAUAUUGAAUUUCAAAAUUCCAUUAAAGACAACACUGGAAAACUUUGGUUAUCUUUAGGCAGGAUGGAAAAUAAAUUGAGUUUGCAUCAAACAUUUGGAAUAAGAAAUUCGGGAAAUCUCCCUAUGUUUGUGUAUAUUAAAUUUAUCGGAAAACAUUUUUUAACAAAUUCUAAUUUCAAAGUGGAACCGAGCAUAUUUGUAUUAACCCCAAGUGAAGAAAAAAACAUUGUUGUAUCCUACGUACCAAAUGCUAAAGACAGCAAAAUAUUGAAACAAUCAUUAAGUGUUUUACCUGUAACUGAUAUUGGCAGAUUAGAAAUUGUAUCUGGCUCAGAAGUUAAUAGAGCUCGCUUAAAAAGACUUUAUCGAAAACGGGUGGAAAGAAAACUGCCUGUUGAUUCAUUGAGUUCAGUUUUGGUCGAAAAAGUGAAGGGAGAAAUAGUUCCCAAAGAUAUACAUAAAUUUAAAGAAAGUCCAUCUGCUCUUGAAGACAUUUUGUCAACAUUCAAUAUAAAUGAAUUCAUUUUGACAGUUGAACAGGAUCCAAAUCAAACACUUGUAGCGGAAUUUCCAGAAGAUUCUGCGUUUUUUCAGACCUUGUGUACUGAGAGUACUCAGCUACUUAAUGACACCACAAUGAGUCAUGUAUCUUGCAAAUUGGAACCUCCCAUUAUUUUCCUCUCUCCACCCAUGAAAAGUGAAGAUUGUCUCUAUUUAAGUUCAGAAAUGACAAAAAGUGCAACUUUUGAAGCAGCUUGUACACCAGUUGGAUUGCAAUUAACUCCUACUACUGGGACCAUGUUGCCUGGUGAAACUGUAUUAUUUAAAAUAAAAGCAACAAAUAAUGUGCCCACAAAACAUUUUAAAGUAUCGAUCAAUGUUGAAAAUGUAGUUUUAGAUGCAGAUAUUAAAAUCCAUGGUGUAAAUUAAGACUCCUAUAGGCUUAGGCCCAGAUACUGGGACAUUGUCUUUAACUUUAUA
Cylas formicarius (sweet potato weevil) is the source of this 2586-nucleotide messenger RNA. Its product is annotated as centrosomal protein of 192 kDa-like. The record is from RefSeq and is a predicted model, not a curated record. The transcript has a single exon. NCBI's taxonomy places the organism in Eukaryota, Metazoa, Arthropoda, Insecta, Coleoptera, Brentidae. Bases 103 to 2535 code for a protein of 810 amino acids.